Sphenostylis stenocarpa is the source of this 1050-nucleotide messenger RNA. NCBI's taxonomy places the organism in Eukaryota, Viridiplantae, Streptophyta, Magnoliopsida, Fabales, Fabaceae. The record is from the annotation of a GenBank genome assembly.
AUGGGUAACAUAGGAAGUAGCGGCACCAACAGCCGCCGGAGACACGGUGGAGGCGGCAGCGGGAGGCGGAUUCACCCGCCGCCUCCUCCUCCGCCGGUGAUGCAUCCACCCGAAGUCACGGCGAAUCAAUUCGUGUACCCUCCCGCCGCGACUCCGUAUCACAACUAUCCCGGGUACUACCCGCCGCCGACCACCAUGCCGGCGCCGUUGCCGGCUCCUUAUGACCAUCACCACCGUCAGGCGGUGGACCCGAUGUGGGGGAGGUACCCGGCCGUGCCGGCACCGGCGCCGUAUGUGGAGCACCAGAAGGCUGUUACUAUAAAAAACGAUGUUAACAUCAAGAAGGAGACGCUUAGGAUUGAGCCUGAUGACGAAAAUCCUGGCCGUUUCCUCGUGACGUUUACGUUUGAUGCCACCGUUUCCGGGAGCAUUACCAUACUUUUCUUUGCAAAAGAAGGGGAAGGUUGCACCCUAACCCCGAUGAAGGAAAAUGUUCUUCUACCGGUGACUGUAAAUUUCCAGCAAGGUCUUGGCCAGAAGUUUAAACAGCCAGCUGGAACUGGUAUUGAUUUUUCUAUAUUUGAGGAGUCGGAGUUAUUGAAUGUGGGGGACAUGGAUGUGUAUCCUGUAGCAAUUAGAGCAGAUGCAUCAUCCUCUGGCGACCAUGAUGAAUUGAAAUCAAAUGAAACGCCAUCAUCUGGUAACACAAACUCCCAGAUUACUCAAGCAGUGUUUGAGAAGGAGAAAGGAGAGUUCCAGGUGAAGGUUGUUAAGCAGAUCUUAUGGGUAAAUGAAAUGAGGUAUGAACUGCAGGAGAUAUAUGGUAUUGGAAAUUCAGUGGAGAGUGACUUGGACGGGAAUGACCCAGGAAAAGAGUGUGUUAUAUGUUUGUCAGAGCCUCGAGACACGACCGUCCUUCCAUGUCGCCACAUGUGUAUGUGUAGCGGAUGUGCUAAGGUUUUGAGGUUCCAAACAAAUAGAUGUCCAAUCUGCAGACAACCAGUUGAGAGGCUUUUGGAGAUCAAAGUGGGGCCUGAGCCUGAGGAGUGA